AAUAACUUAGUAUAUGAUCAUGUAUAUAAAAUGAAGGGAUCCCCCACAAAUUCCUACUAUAUAUAGAUGUUGAAUUACGCAUCAAAUUCAUUCCCGAGAUUACCAUACCACUUAGCAACUAACCCAAUAUAAAUAUAUUUAUAAAUAGUUGGUGCCAUCCAUGGCUAUGGUGGUAGUAACACUUCUUCUUUUGGGCACAUUGAUGGUGAGUCUGCUACUUAAGGUGGCCUAUGAAACCAUCUCAUGCUACUGGCUAACCCCGCUGCGAAUCAAGAAGAUCAUGGAGAUGCAAGGCGUCCGUGGCCCAAAGCCCAGAUUCUUCAGCGGCAACAUCUUGGACAUGGCUUCUCUUAUCUCCAAAACAACCUCUAAUGACAUGAAAACCAUAAACCAUGAUAUCGUGGGUCGCCUCCUCCCGCACUUUCUCCUCUGGUCCUCCCAAUAUGGUAAGAGAUUUGUAUAUUGGAACGGAACGGAACCAAGAUUGUGUAUAGCAGAGACAGAAUUGAUCAGAGAGUUUCUUUCUAAAUGUAGCACGGUUUCCGGGCGGUCAUGGCACCAAAGGCAGGGAUCAAAGCAUUUCAUUGGAGGAGGAUUGUUGAUGGCCAAUGGCCAAGAUUGGUACCAUCAACGCCACAUCGUUGCCCCUGCUUUUGGCGGAGACAGGCUCAAAGGAUAUGCAGGGCACAUGGUUGAAUGCACCAAAGAAAUGCUUCAAUCUCUGCAAAACGCAUUGGAUAGUGGCCGAACCGAAGUGGAGAUUGGCGAAUACAUGACCAAACUCACUGCUGAUAUUAUUUCUAGAACCGAGUUCGGCACAAGCUACCAGAAGGGCAAGAAGAUAUUCCAUCUUCUGAAAGUUCUGCAGACUCGUUGUGCUCAAGCUAGUCGCCAUCUUUGCUUUCCAGGAAGCAGGUAUUUUCCGAGCAAGUAUAACAGAGAGAUAAAGUCGUUGAAGAUGGAAGUAGAGAAACUAUUAAUGGAAAUAAUACAGAGUAGAAAAGACUGCGUCGAAAUUGGAAGGAGUGAGUCGUAUGGAAAUGAUUUGUUAGGAAUGUUGCUGAACGAGAUGGAAAAGAAAAAUAGUUUGGAUCUUCAGUUGGUAAUGGAUGAAUGUAAGACAUUCUUUUUUGCUGGCCAUGAAACCACUGCAUUGUUACUUACAUGGACAGUUAUGUUGUUAGCAUCAAAUCCCUCUUGGCAACAAAAAGUUAGAGAUGAACUUAAAAGCAUAUGUAAUGGUUCUGGAAUUCCCUCCCUGGAUCAACUCUCCAAGCUCACUCUUUUGCAUAUGGUAAUAAAUGAGUCAAUGAGGCUUUAUCCGCCAGCAUUAGUGCUACCAAGAAUGGCAUUUGAAGAUAUAUUAUUGGGUGACCUUUAUAUCCCUAAAGGCUUAUCAAUUUGGAUCCCUGUGUUGGCCAUUCACCACAGUGAAAAAUUAUGGGGCAAAGAUGCAAAUGAGUUUAAUCCAGAGAGGUUUACUUCAAAGUCAUAUACCCCUGGUCGUUUUUUACCAUUUGCUUCUGGCCCUAGAAAUUGUGUUGGGCAAGCAUUUGCAUUAAUGGAAGCUAAGAUCAUAUUAGCUAUGUUAAUCUCUCGCUAUAGCUUCACCAUUUCUGAAAAUUACCUUCAUGCCCCUGUGGUUGUCCUCACUAUCAAGCCCAAGUAUGGAGUUCAAGUUUGUUUGAAGCCCUUGGAGACAUGAUGAGCCGUAUACUACUACUACUACUACUAAUUGAGGGCAUGAUGGUCUUUUUCUCUUUUUUUAUUGUUAAUUUUAAAAUUUUGGGUCUUUUUUGGUAAAAUGCGGGGAGCGAGUUGUGAUCAUGUGUUGAUGAUCUUGAUGAGCAUUCUUGUAAUUUUUUAUUUCAUUUUCAACUUUUUUACAAUAUGAAGAGAUAGAGAUGAAAUAAUAAUGAUUAUUAUUGCAACCA
Arachis ipaensis is the source of this 1934-nucleotide messenger RNA. Its product is annotated as cytokinin hydroxylase. Lineage: Eukaryota; Viridiplantae; Streptophyta; Magnoliopsida; Fabales; Fabaceae. The record is from RefSeq and is a predicted model, not a curated record. Gene Ontology annotation, molecular function: oxidoreductase activity, acting on paired donors, with incorporation or reduction of molecular oxygen; iron ion binding; monooxygenase activity.